AUGUAUGGACAUCAGUCGAUUCCAAGAUCGGUAAGUGCCGGACAGUUGAACGCGAUGAUGUCACAUCCUGGAAUGGUGAUUACUUCACAACAAAUGAUAAAUACGCCUCAAGGUGUAAUGGUUUCUCAGGCCGGCUAUCCGCAAGGUAUAAUCAACACCGCUCAACAACAGAUGAUGCCAUCACAGACUCAUAUAAGUCAACAAAUGAUAAAUACACAUAUGGGUGUUGUACAAGGCCUAAAUCAACAAGGGCACAUGAACGUUCAACACCAACAAAUGCAACAGAUGCAGCAAGUUCAGAUGGCACCACAACAAGCAUAUAUUCAGCAACAAGGUAUGUCGCAUCCAAAUUUCGUGAAUGGACAAGCGCGGAGUCCAGCUGUUGGACCUGGUCCACAGGGAAUUUCACAACAAGGAACACCAGGUAGACCAUCUUCAACUAGUGGACCGCCAUCAAAUAACCCCCAAACACCCCUGAAUGUUAUGUCAACCUUAAAUCCAUCAUCACAGCAAGUUUCUACACCUGCAACUCCUCAACAAGCUCCGUCAUCCGUACAAUCUACUACUACCCAGGAUAACAUAUCAACACCUACCAUAGUACCACCAGAUCCGGUAUCAUUAGCCAGGAACCUAUUACUGCGAGACCUUCGGUAUUCGCUACAAGAAUGGAGCAAAACAGCUGCUGAAGUGGUACGGCCUUCGACUUUACGGCAGGAUGGAUCCAGCAGUGCGAUGCAUAAUCCAAUGUCUGUGAAUCCGCAGUCAGUGAAUCCGCAGUCCGUGAAUCCGCAGUCCGUGAAUCCGCUCUCAGCAAAUCCAAGUUCAGUAAAAUCAUUAGAUGAGCCAAAGUCGGUCGAAAAUUUGGAAAAAAAGAUUUUAAGUCCAAGCGAAGCAUAUAUCAAUGCAUUUGAUUAUUUCCUUGGAACAUGUGAUCAAAUUGAAAAUGAUAUUAUGGUUGUGCAAGAAGCUCAGAAGCAGAGCGUUAAAUUUGAUAAAAUGUUUGCUGGUGAACUGAAAAUAGUUGGUGAAAUGGCGAAUGUGAAUUAUUCGCAGUAUGCCCAAGGUUACGUGGAAUCAACGGCAAGGGUUCGGAAUGCGAUUACUCGUACUUUGAAGAAUCUCAAUGCCACAAUGGAACGAAUGAAUGCUGCAAAAAUUGUUCAAAAAGAUAUUGAAGAGAAGAUGGCGAUGUGA
Brugia pahangi is the source of this 1194-nucleotide messenger RNA. NCBI's taxonomy places the organism in Eukaryota, Metazoa, Nematoda, Chromadorea, Rhabditida, Onchocercidae. The record is from the annotation of a GenBank genome assembly.